GCCAAUCACAAGCCGACCUUCACAACAGCCAAGAAGCGCGCUCGCCUGGCGCUCUCAGCGCCUGUUUUCAUGUCAUCUUCAUCUGAGCUUGAAACGUCGAGCGUCGCGCCUGCCCGACGCAGUAGCCGUCAUUGCACAUAGACGUGACGAAGCCCGCCCAUGGCCGACUCAUACCUCCUCGACCUUGCGACGCACGGCGCCGAGAACCCGACAGAGACCGUGUCCUAGCGCAAGAUCGGCCAGGACUCGAUGACGGAGCUCUCGUCAGCACUGUCGACCGCAUGACGCUGGCCCGGCAGCCCACCCGCGAAACGAAGCCCGCGGCGCUGUUCACGUCAUGCGCACCCGAGAUACGUGGAAGGCAAUGUGACCCGCAUUGAAUGCUGCUGCAUAUACACGUUGCCGCCACCACGACCAAGGAAAGUCGUGCUCGAUCACAUGAGCGGCAUUUCCAAAGGCUUUGGCUUUGUGCGAUUUGGCGUCAAGGCCGAGGCCGACCAGGCGCUGCUGCAGAUGCACGGCGAAGGGUGCUUGGGAAGGCCGAUGCGGGUGAGCGCCGCGACCGACCGCGCCAAGCACCACCCGCCGACAACGCCGUCCAAGCCGUCGCCGUCACCAGAAGACGAGACUAACACGACCGUGUUUGUCGGCGGCCUCGACGCGAGCAUAACGGAAGACGAUCUGCGCAAGCAGUUCAGCGCCAUUGGCCAAGUGCUGAGCAUCAAGAUCCCGCUGGGCCGCGGCUGUGGCUUUGUACAGUACUCGACGCGCGCGCACGCCGAGCAAGCGAUCCAGGACAUGUCGGGUGUGACGCUCGGUGCGCCCAAGCUGCACGUACCCGUACCUGCCAGUUGCGGAGAAGACGAUGAACAGUGAAAGAAAGUGGUACUUACGCGCAGGUUGUUGCUAUGCGCGCGCGCUUGGCUGCCUUCUCUCCGCCGGCAGCCGACUUGGCGGGGCGCCGCUUGGGGAUGUUGCAC
Saprolegnia diclina VS20 is the source of this 980-nucleotide messenger RNA. RefSeq lists its product as hypothetical. The record is from RefSeq and is a predicted model, not a curated record. The transcript is spliced from 6 exons. Gene Ontology annotation, molecular function: mRNA binding; pre-mRNA binding; U6 snRNA binding. Lineage: Eukaryota; Oomycota; Saprolegniomycetes; Saprolegniales; Saprolegniaceae. The coding region runs from base 439 to 876 and encodes 145 amino acids. Gene Ontology annotation, cellular component: U2-type catalytic step 2 spliceosome; Prp19 complex; U2-type catalytic step 1 spliceosome.